Miscanthus lutarioriparius is the source of this 531-nucleotide messenger RNA. The record is from the annotation of a GenBank genome assembly. NCBI's taxonomy places the organism in Eukaryota, Viridiplantae, Streptophyta, Magnoliopsida, Poales, Poaceae.
AUGGUGUACUACGCGCUGUUGGUGGGCGCGGAGCUGGACGGCCUCACCAACCUGCAGCCCCGCCGCGGCUGCGACGACCCCAACUUCCCCUACUACCUCAAGCUCAAGUGCGAGAACUGCGGGGAGGUCACCGCCAAGUCCACCUACGUCACCCUCAGCGAGCAAGUCGACCUGCCCAAAGGACACGGCACCGCUCACCUCGUCCAGAAGUGCAAGCUUUGUGGGAGAGAUGGAACAAUUGUGAUGAUUCCUGGUCAUGGGACGCCACUUACUAUUGAGCGGAGCCAGAAAGAAGAGGAGACUUGUUUGAUGGUGUUUGACUGCAGAGGCUAUGAACCUGUUGAGUUUUCUUUUGGUGCUGGCUGGAAGGCUGAAUCUGUGCAUGGGACUCCUUUUGAAAUUGACUGCUCUGAAGGUGAAUUUUCUGAGUAUGAUGAGAAGGGAGAGUGCCCCGUUGAGCUAAGCAAGCUGCAGUCAACAUUCAAAGUGGUGAAGAAGUCUGAGAAGGGUGGCAAGACUAAAUUUGUCUAG